Messenger RNA from Larimichthys crocea (large yellow croaker), 1158 nucleotides. It is a transcript of the gene tvp23b, whose product is annotated as trans-golgi network vesicle protein 23 homolog B (S. cerevisiae). Gene Ontology annotation, biological process: protein secretion; vesicle-mediated transport. The coding region runs from base 85 to 690 and encodes 201 amino acids. NCBI's taxonomy places the organism in Eukaryota, Metazoa, Chordata, Actinopteri, Sciaenidae. Gene Ontology annotation, cellular component: Golgi membrane. The record is from RefSeq and is a predicted model, not a curated record. The transcript is spliced from 7 exons.
GCACGUUCUACCCACGUGACCCCCGCGUCCUGUGACGUGUUCCAGCCGAGCAUGUAAACCGGAAGCAGCCGCUCAGCCGUCACCAUGUUAGCUGACGACGCCAACGAUGAAGACGUGUCUCUGUUUGACGCGGAGGAGGAUGCAGGGAAGGGGUCGAAGAAGACGAAUAUUAAGCAUCCCGUGGCGUCCUUCUUCCACCUCUUCUUCAGAGUGACCGCCAUCCUCGUGUACCUGCUCUGUGAGAUCGUUGGCAGCAGCUUCAUCGCCCCCAUGGUGACGAUAAUCCUCCUGCUGUCCUGUGACUUCUGGGCGGUAAAGAACAUCACCGGGAGGCUGAUGGUCGGUUUAAGGUGGUGGAACCAGGUGGAUGACGAUGGACGCAACCACUGGGUGUUUGAGGCGAGGAAGGGCACCGGGAAACAACAAGCGUCAGAUUCCGAAUCUCGAAUCUUCUGGCUCGGGCUGAUUGUCUGUCCGGUCCUCUGGGUCAUCUUUGCUUUCAGUACUCUCUUUUCCUUCAAGAUUAAAUGGGUGCCCGUCGUGAUCAUGGGCGUGGUGUUGCAGGGAGCUAACCUCUACGGUUAUGUGCGGUGUAAAGUGGGAGGGAAGACCAGCUUAAAGAACAUGGCCACCAAUUAUUUUGGACGACAGUUCCUCAAACAGGCGCUGUCCAAAGAAGAGGAAUCGUAGAGUCCGGCUCUGUGAUUCGAACACGUUUGCAUUAUUCUUAAUGCUGUUAUAUAAAUUCUUUUAGCGAGCGCAGGCGUAGGAGGAAAAUCUUUUUGCAACAUGAACUGACGAUAACAUUUCCUUUUUCUUUUUAAUGCCACGUGUGACUCGAUGGGUCACACUGUAGUUUUUUUGUUUGUGGUCUGAAGUCUGGCAGCAAUAAACCGUCACAGACUUCAGCAAUAUGAAAGUGCAUGAGUGAGGAAAAACAAGGUGUGAGGGUUUGAAAUGGAUUGAAAGUGACUGAUGUAGUUUGAUUUGUCACGUCGUCUCUUCUUUAGUUUGUGUUGAACUUUUCUUUAAUAACAUCAUGUCGUUUGUCUGGGAGGUGUCAGAGUGUAAAGUAUUCCAGGAGAUCUGUAAAUAUGUACGUAAAGAAACUAUGUGGGACUUCUUUUGUGCUAAUACAUUUGUAACAAUUUUCCUGAA